Messenger RNA from Scutellospora calospora, 764 nucleotides. The record is from the annotation of a GenBank genome assembly. Lineage: Eukaryota; Fungi; Glomeromycota; Glomeromycetes; Diversisporales; Gigasporaceae.
GCCGUAAUGAAAUUCUUCUUUCAAAAGUUCUUAAAGACUAUCGAAAUGAGGUAUUCCUAUGUACAAAAUUUGGUAUCACCCGUUCUUCAAACGGAGAAUUCUUGGGAUUCAAAGGUACCCCCGAGUAUGUUCGCGAAGCUUGGAAUAAGGAUUUAGGAUCAGUCUUUGGUUUAAAGAAAUUAAAGAACAUUUAUUUAAGACCGAUUGAGGACACAAUCACAGCUAUGGCAGAACUUAUUAAAGAGGGUAAAGUUAAAUAUCUUGGUCUUUCAAAAUGUUCGGCUAGUGACCUUCAACGUGCUCAUAAAGUGCAUCCAAUUUCUGCUCUUCAGGUUGAAUAUAAUCCAUGGUCUCUUGAUAUUGAAACUAAUGGAUUAAAGGAAACAUGCGAAAAACUCGGUAUUACAAUUGUCGCUUAUAGUCCAUUGGGCCGUGGGUUUUUAACAGGAAGAUUUAAAUCAAAUGCCGAUUUUGAAGAAAACGAUUUUCGUAAAAAUCACCCUCGGUUUAUGGACGAAAAUUUAGUAAAAAUUUUAGAACUUGUUGAUAAAUUAAAUGUUCUGGCAAAGAAAAAGGGAAUUACUAAUAGUCAACUUUGUAUAGCUUGGGUUUUAGCACAGGGAGAUAACAUUAUUACAAUUCCAGGAACUAAGAAAAUGAAAUAUUUGGAAGAAAAUAUCAGUGCAGCAAAUAUUCGAUUUUCGACUGAAGAAUUGGCUGAAAUUCGUGAAGCUAUUAAUUCUGUUGAAAUUUCUGGGAUAGAA